Messenger RNA from Danio aesculapii, 926 nucleotides. It is a transcript of the gene mettl1, whose product is annotated as methyltransferase 1, tRNA methylguanosine. The record is from RefSeq and is a predicted model, not a curated record. Gene Ontology annotation, cellular component: tRNA methyltransferase complex. The transcript is spliced from 6 exons. Lineage: Eukaryota; Metazoa; Chordata; Actinopteri; Cypriniformes; Danionidae. Bases 141 to 866 code for a protein of 241 amino acids. Gene Ontology annotation, molecular function: tRNA (guanine(46)-N7)-methyltransferase activity. Gene Ontology annotation, biological process: RNA (guanine-N7)-methylation; tRNA methylation.
GCCGCAGAAGAAGAAAAUACAACAACAGAAGAAGAAGAGAAAGCACACGUGAAACUAGAGAGUGAAGUCAACAAUAGUUUAUUCUAAUAACACCGAGAGUGUGUGUGUGUGUGUGUGUGUGAGUGAGCGAAGCAGUCGCGAUGAGUGUGUGUAUGCCGCAGAAGCGCUACUACCGGCAGAGAGCCCACUCAAACCCCAUGGCGGACCACACCUUCCAGUAUCCGGUGUGUCCAGAGCAGAUGGACUGGUCUCCGCUGUACCCACAGUAUUUCCCUCAGCAGGAGGGGGCUGGAGGAGCGCAGGUGGAGUUUGCAGACAUCGGCUGUGGAUAUGGAGGACUGCUGGUCCAGCUCUCGCAGCUCUUCCCUCAGCAGCUGAUUCUGGGUCUGGAGAUCCGGGUUAAAGUGUCUGAUUAUGUGCAGGACCGCAUUCGCUCUCUGAGAGUGGCAGAACCGGGCCGGUACCAGAACAUCGCCUGCCUGCGCAGCAACGCCAUGAAGUACCUGCCCAACUUCUUCAGGAAGGGCCAGCUCAGUAAGAUGUUCUUCCUCUUUCCGGAUCCUCACUUCAAGAAAACCAAACACAAGUGGCGCAUCAUCAGCCCCACGCUGCUGGCCGAGUACGCAUACACACUACGCGUUGGGGGUUUGGUUUACACAAACACUGAUGUGGAAGAGGUGCACGAGUGGAUCGUCCAACACUUCAGUGAUCAUCCUCUCUUCAGCAGAGUCACGGAGGAGCAGCUGGCUGAUGACAUCAUCAUCGGUCACCUGGGAACCUGCACAGAGGAGGGAAAGAAGGUCCAGAGAAACGGAGGGAGGAACUUCCUGGCAGUAUUCCGCAGAGUGGAGGAUCCACAGACGUGAAGCUCUCGCCUUCAUUAUAUCAGCAUUAGCUCUACAAAUAAACUCAGUUUUUAAUGUUUA